This is a messenger RNA of Dinoponera quadriceps, 577 nucleotides long. RefSeq names its product putative glycerol kinase 5. The record is from RefSeq and is a predicted model, not a curated record. Gene Ontology annotation, molecular function: glycerol kinase activity. Gene Ontology annotation, cellular component: mitochondrion. Gene Ontology annotation, biological process: glycerol-3-phosphate biosynthetic process; glycerol metabolic process; triglyceride metabolic process. The transcript is spliced from 4 exons. Lineage: Eukaryota; Metazoa; Arthropoda; Insecta; Hymenoptera; Formicidae. The annotation marks the transcript as partial.
AUGCUCCGAUCGGCCGAUGGUCUCACGCGAUUUUUCCUUUUUUCCUUCUUUUCUUAUAUCGUAGGCAAACAUGUAACAGACGCCUCGUGCGCCUCGGCCACUGGCAUAUUCGAUCCGUUCACGAUGCAAUGGGCCGAUUGGGGGAUAAACCUCUUAAAAUUGCCGCGCGACAUCUUCCCGGAAAUAGUAGACACAGUGGGAGACUUCGGAGACACACCCGUGGAGCUGUUCGGCAGGAAAAUCCCAAUUUAUUGCUCGAUCGCCGACCAAGCGGCAUCCUUGUUCGGCUCGGGAUGCUACUAUGCUGGCGAUUUCAAAAUCACCAUGGGAACCGGCACCUUUGUAGACGUUAACACAGGACGAGAGCCGCACGUGUCUGUUAAAGGCCUUUAUCCGGUGGUCGGGUGGCGAAUCAAGAAUGAACUGGUUUAUGUCGCGGAAGGAUCCGCGAACGAUACCGGUGUAUUAGUCGAGUGGGCCAGAGAGAUAGGACUCGUGACUGACAUCAAGGAGAUCGCUGACAUCGCAAAAGAAGUUCAGGACUCUGACGGAGUAUACUUUAUACCGGCAUUCAGCG